AUGGUUCUCAAUUCUCUCAUAAGUUAAGAGCUGGAAAACAGCUAUAUGUCAAGACAAAUUAUUUAAAGAAUUUCAAGAGAACCUUAAUAUUUGUAGAUGCUGAAACAUUUUGUAAAUAUGGAAAAAGCAGAUGCCAGAACUGUAAAUCUUACACAUAUUGUAAGACACAAGAAUUCACUUUCUUUGGAAAUACAGAAUCAGAUUGCAAAAAAGUUUUGAAAAAAUUAGUUCAACCUUCUGAUAAUGAUUCCUAUUUAAGAUAUAGUAUAAAUGUCUGUGAAUAUUGUGAUUCAUAUUUAACAGCACUUUACCAAGGCCAAAGCUAUGAUGCUCUUUUAGAUAGUGAUCAGGAAGAGCAACUUAAACAUAUGAUUACUGUAAAUUAUCUAAAAAAGAAAAUGCGACUUAAUCUAUUACAUUUUGAAAAUUCUAAAAAUUAUUACUCUCUUGUGACUAAAGAUGAAUUUGAAAGUCUAAAAUCUAUAUGUGAUUUAUAUGAAUCAAACAUUUUCUCUUUCCCUUAUGAAUUAAAAAUUAAAUCAAGUAGACAAAAUUAUAGGUUUAACACUUGUCCUUGUUGUGGAAAAAUUGAACUUGUUUUUGUGAAAAAGACUAAUUUACUUAUCAAAGAAACCAUCAAUUAUUGUGAUGUUUAUAAUUCACCUUUCACUAAUCAAGUUAAAGGAGAAGAUUUCAAAAUGAGAUUUCUUGAUCAUGAUCAUUUAUCAAAAUUUUUCAAUCAUUAUGAAUAUGAUUACACAUUAUUUGAUAAAAUAAAAUCUUUAUCAUCUGUUGACAAAACAUUUUAUGAACUUAUUACAAGUAUUUUAUUAAACAUUUCAGUAGAAAAUAUAAAUAAUAAAUUCCAAAUACAAAUAAAUGAUGAGCUUAAAGAAUGUAAGAAAGAAAUUUUUGAACAAUAUUUAACAUUGUUCAAAGAUUGGAUUAUUAGUGAA
Cetraspora pellucida is the source of this 956-nucleotide messenger RNA. NCBI's taxonomy places the organism in Eukaryota, Fungi, Glomeromycota, Glomeromycetes, Diversisporales, Gigasporaceae. The record is from the annotation of a GenBank genome assembly.